ACGCCUGUCCAGCGGUGUGCGCGGUGCCGCAGCUCCCACGGGCUGCGCUGUGGAGAAGCGGUCCUGCAUCCUAAAGCCAGCCUCUCUCUCUCUCUCUCUCUCUCUCUCUCUCGCUCUCUCUCGCUCUCUCUCUCUCUCUCUCUCCCUCACUCACUCUCUCCCUCACUCUCUCUCCCUCUUCUGGUUUUUAUCCUCCACCUCAUUGCAGUCUCAUCACGUCCCCCCUCUUGCUCUGGCACCCCCCCCUCCCUCACCCCCGUCCAUCCAUCCGCCUCAGCCGCUACAGGAGGAGAGAGAGGGAGAGAGGAGUGCGGCUGAAUGUGAACGACAUGUCGACAGUCAGCCUCUAAAGUGUUUUCUCGGUCGUUCCUUAAUUCUUUGGCGGCGGACAGAUGCGGUGAAGGGCCGAUGUCGGCCUGUAGCCCCAGGCUGCUGAGCUGAGAAGGAGAAGCAGGAGGAUGCAGUGGGUCACUCUGGCAGUGGCCCUGGGGUGUGUGUGUCUGUCCUGGGCGUCGCACACCCCCACCCCUACCCCCACCUCCACACACACCCCUCUGGUGGACAACUCCGAGGAGGAAGUGGACGAGCCGUGCUUCGAGCCGUGCACGUGCGAGGUCAAAGAAGGCGUGCUGCACGUGCACUGUGACGGGCGGAGCUUCACUAAUGUCACCCAGGUGUCACAGUCGUGGGUCCGCCCUUUCAAACUCAACCUCCAGAGGAACUCUCUAAGGCGUCUCUAUAGCAACGGGUUUCAGCACCUUGGCAACGCAGUGUCGAUAAACCUCGGCAACAAUGCACUCCAGGACAUCCGAGUGGGAGCUUUCAACGGGCUGGCCAAACUAAGACGCCUGUACCUCCACGAGAACAAGCUGGAGGUCUUCAGAAACGACACCUUCGCUGGUUUAGAGGCUCUGGAAUACCUCCAGGCCGACUACAACGUGAUCAAACGAAUUGACAGCGGCGCUCUGAGGUUCCUCUACAAGCUCCGGGUUCUCAUCCUCAAUGACAACCUGAUCCCCAUCUUGCCUGCUCAUCUGUUCAGAUCUGUGUCUCUGACUCAUCUGGACCUGCGGGGAAACCGUCUGAAGAGCUUGGCAUAUGCUGGGACCCUGGAGUAUGUUGGUCGCUCCCUGAUGGAGCUACAGCUGGAGGAGAAUCCUUGGAACUGUGGCUGUGAGGCCGUUCAGCUUCAGCAGUGGCUGGGUCAGAUCCCCUACACGGCUGUUGUUGGGGACGUUACAUGCGAGUAUCCCUUCCACCUUCACGGCAAGGACCUGAGGGAAAUUCCCCGCAAGGCGCUGUGUGCCGACCUGCCGGACAAAGAGCUACAAUCAGAGGGGGGUGUUUCCACGGCAGGGUCGCACCCCCGUCAUUCGCCCCCUAUCUCUAAACCCAACGCCCACCCAGGGCGAGUCAGGCCCACUAAACCCUCCUCUAUGGUGCACGGCUCCCGCCAAAACACUCACACCUCCUCCACAUCUUCGUCCUCCUCCUCAGCAGAGCGCAAAGACAGAGAGAGGCACCUGAGGCCGACGAAAAGGCCCCGACCCUCCAGAACAUCUCCCACUCCUCGCAGUCUGAUGCCCAACCAUAAUCCCCCCGUGGCCGGCUACCAAACACGACCCCCCAUCCCAAUAAUCUGUCCCCUGGGCUGCACUUGCAACCUGCACAUCACAGACCUCGGCCUGACUGUUAACUGCAAGGAGAACGGCUUCCUCAACGUGUCCCAGCUCACACCUCGGCCCCUCAACGGCCGCAAGCUCUACCUGAGUGGAAAUUUAAUUCAGAGGAUCUACCGCACAGACUUCUGGAAUUUCUCCAGUCUCGACCUGCUUCACCUGGGGGACAACCGCAUCUCUUACCUGCAGGAGGGGGCCUUCUCCAGCCUGACAAGCCUGAGGAGCCUCUACCUGAAUGGCAACAACCUGGAGAGGCUCAGCCCCCACGUAUUCCUGGGGCUGCAGAAUCUUAGGUACCUUUAUUUUGAGUACAAUGAGAUCAGCGAGGUAGAUCCCGGGACACUUGACUCCAUGCCGUCCCUCCAGCUGUUGUUCCUCAAUGCCAACCUGCUGCGGAGCCUCCCUCUUGGCGUGUUCUCAGGAGUUAAUCUCGCUCGUCUCAAUCUGAGAAACAAUCACCUUCUGCUGCUUCCUAUGGAGGGCGUGCUGGAGCACCUCACCGGACUGGUACAGGUGGACCUGCAGCAGAACCCGUGGGAGUGUAACUGUGAAGCAGCUCCACUGAAGCGGUGGCUGGAGGGGCUCAGCGCGGUUGUGGUGGUGGGAGAGGUGGUCUGCCAUUCCCCGGAAAAGACCAAAGGCGUAGACCUGCGCUCCCUCUCCAUGGAGCUGCUCUGCCCUGAGCUGGAGCCCCAGGAGGACCAGGACCCGGAGGAGCACACAGCCACCUCCACAGCUGCAGACAGGGGUGUAUCGGUUGGCUACCCCGGCUCCGGGCUGGGCCCCCUGAUCCCUCCGGGGAAGGAUUCAAUCCCUCUCUCGGUGUUGGUACUCAGCCUGCUGGUGUUGUUUGUCUCUGCGUUCUUCGCGGCAGCGGCACUAAUCGCCUACGCCCUAAGGAGGAGGGACAAGCUGCCGUUCCGUCGCCAGGGAGAGGUGGAUUUGGCCGGCAUCCAGAUGGAGUGUGGCAUCUUCACUGAGCAGACGCACCACCAUCACCACCACCACCACCACGGCCUCCCAGAGACGCCGCCCCUUCCUCCACCGGAACACAAUCACGUCUACGACAUAAUCUUGCCCCCUGAGGCUGCAUCGAAAGGUCCCGACCCCACCGCAGCUUCGCACAUGUGUAGCAAACCCAUCUACAAAGAGGAACAGGACGCCGCGGUGAAACAACGACCACGGCAGCAACAGACAUUUGCAGCCUCCAAAGAGAGCGAGGGAGGAUACUGCUCUGCAGCAGAGAAGGAGAGGAACUGGUCUCUGGAGGUGUCCUCAUCACCCAUCAACACUGUUACAGGAGCAAUGGGACCGCUCCCCGGCCUUCAUGGCAACGGCAUCCUCUGCCCCACGGUGAUAGACAGCCAAGGCCCCACCCCUAAAGUCGAACUGGUGGACUGCCUCUUCAGACUCCCCGCCCCAGAGUUCAGAGAGCUGCCAGAUAGGUACGCGAGGCCGCCGCCCCGCUACCCCCACCCCCAAGACUCUAAACAGGACACCAGACCCGACCAAAUGCUCGUGGUCACCACCCUCAGCUCCACGUCGGGCGGCGGUAACAGCAGCCAGAGCGAGCAGGGUGCGGGAGAGCAGAGAGCCAGACUGAGGACCACACCGGACUACAUGGAGGUGCUGGACCGCUCGUACCAGUUCUAACACUCCUCCCCCCUCUCCCUCUCCCCCUCCCUCCUACUCUUCCUGCUACCCCUUUCCUCUCGUCUCCUCAUCAUCCCCCUCUCGGGUGAUGAAUCAUCCAGUAACAAUGACUUCUGUACAGAGGCUGGCAUGACUUUGAGAGGAGCCUGUGGGGGAGCAGGACUACACUACACACCAUGUUUAUUCCUGGAUAACGAGCUGAGGUCAGUUUUUCUAUUCCCCCCCCCACUACCGGCAUAUAGGAUUGGCAAGGAUUUGCUGAUCCCAGAUCUCAGCCUGGAGGCAAAACCUCCGCUGCAGCUACUCCAGUAUUUUUUUUCCUCCAUUACACCUCACGAUCGCAAAAGAACCAAGGCUCUGUUUUUUCCACUCAGUGCCACGCUGAGCAGGAGACAGCGCGGUGGUGGGCGUUUAUGUUCAUAUUAUCACUCUCAGAAGACCUGCGUGGAGGUGAAAACACACCAGGUCUGUGCAACAUCAAACACAGAGUCACAAACUGUGACAGUCGGAAGGUGCGGAGCGAGCCGGGCGGACACUUGAGAUGGAGACACGACGCGAGAGGGAGAGAAAUUACUGAAAAACAGCCAAGUGCCUUAGCAAUGAACAGCCAGCAGUGUGGUCAAUGCUUAUUUUUCUAUGAAUACAGAUCUAUUUAUCUAAACAAAGAGGUUUGACUACCAACGGAUGGGACGCUGAUGGACGACUGAGACUAAAACCAAUCAAAGGCGCCGAAUAAUUGCAUUCCCUGGAUGAGCCAAAAAUAAUAAUAUACCCAGUCAAUAUUGGAGUUGUUUGUAUGCAGUUCAGUUCAUUUUCAUCUCAUCCAGUUAACUUAAGUUGCUUAUCCAGUGGAAUGUCUUCGGAGCUAGAUUCCAGAGGGACUUAUCAGUGAAUGGUUGGUUGCUGUGCGAUAUCACCAGGGGGAAAAAAGAGGCGUCUGGUUUUAUGGAAGAGAGGAUAGAGAAAUGAUAAUUAUUUUUUGAAUGCAAGACAAAACAAAGGAAGGCUGUCACACAAAAAGACACUGUGGCGAUGGAUGCAUUUUUGAUUUCUUGAUCAGCUAGACUUAAUGGGGCCACGAGGACCUCUACACCAUGUUUUCUUUCAUCGGAAAAGAGCAUCGAGGUUAUUGUAUUGAUUUUUAAAUAUUUCUCAGAGGAAAGUUGAAUGGCAAAAAAGGAAAAAAAAAAACAGGACACGAAGGCAUUUUUUUUUUUUUUUGUCGAAAAAAGAAAAAAGACAGACACUUCUAUCCACUUAUCGAUUAUCUUUUACGGAGGUACCUUUUUAUGCUUUCAUCUCCUACCAAUAGUAGAGGCAGUUGUGAAUAUAUUUAUUCUAAGUUUUUGCGUGUUGAAGCUCUCCUGUAAGGGAUCAUGUUAUAUUAAUGUAUAGGAUGAUUCUGCAUCUGGUUCAGCCUUCUUACCGCCGACCCACGAAAUACAAUAAAGGGUGCUACGUAAAAA
Molecule: messenger RNA, 4798 nt
Organism: Hippoglossus stenolepis (Pacific halibut)
Lineage: Eukaryota; Metazoa; Chordata; Actinopteri; Pleuronectiformes; Pleuronectidae
Product: SLIT and NTRK-like protein 3
Exons: 7
Coding region: 459-3332 (957 amino acids)
Biological process (GO): positive regulation of synapse assembly; axonogenesis; regulation of presynapse assembly
Cellular component (GO): postsynaptic density membrane; GABA-ergic synapse
Molecular function (GO): protein binding
Source: RefSeq, a predicted model, not a curated record